Messenger RNA from Oryctolagus cuniculus (rabbit), 2173 nucleotides. The record is from RefSeq and is a predicted model, not a curated record. Lineage: Eukaryota; Metazoa; Chordata; Mammalia; Lagomorpha; Leporidae.
GGGAGGUCAGGGAGGGGCUGCUCCCUUCCUGUGAGGCCGCAGAUGAGGAACCCGUGACGUCUCCCCGCUCAUCUCCAGCCGGACUCUGGGCCUGUGGCCCUCACAGCUGCUCUGCUCCACAGGGACCAUGGGUGGCGGGGCUCAGACCCCAGCCCUCACUGCCCUCCUCUGCCUGGGGACCCUCCCCAAGCCCUCCAUCUGGGCCGACCCAGGCCCCCUGGUCGCCGUGGGGAGCGCUGUGACCCUCUGGUGCCAGGGGUCUCUGCAGGCUGAGGUGUAUCGUGUGUAUAAAGAGGGCAGCCCUCUGCCCUGGAAGUGCGGGCUCAGCAGGACUCAAGACACAAGGCUGACUUCCCCAUCACCAUGCGCCCUCCCUGUCAGCCCAGCCAAGCCUCAUGGUGGCAUCAGGGGGAACGUGUCCCUCUCCUGUCGCUCAGAGUAUGACGAUGCCUGCACUGUCCAUCUGCUGAAGGAGGGCGGAGCCGGCCCCCUGCACAGCCUGGAAGCCAGGUUCUCCCAUGUGGCUGGGGUGUGGCAAGCCACCUUCCUCCUGGGCCCUGUCAACAGCACCCAGGGGGGCAUCUACAGGUGCUACUGCGCUCACACCAGCCAGCCCCAUGUGUGGUCACUGCCCAGUGAGCCCCUGGAGUUCCAGGUCACAGGAGGCGAUGGACACCUUUCUCCUGCACAAAGUGGGCUCAGGCACCCUCCCCAGCGCCUGCAUGUCCCGGGCUCGGCCACGGCUGCUCAGGCCACCUUCAUGCUGGUUCCUGUGACCUCGGCCCACGGGGGCACCUACAGGUGCUACAGCGCCCACAGCACCGACCCCUACCUGUGGUCAUGGCCCAGGGACCCCCUGCAGCUCGAGGUGUCAGCCCCAGCGCCCGAGGACCACACCAUGGAGAACCUCAUCCGCAUGGGCGUGGUGGGCUUGGUCCUGUUGGGCCUCGGGCUUCUGCUGGCGGAGGCCUGGUACAGCCACAAGAGGACCCGGGCUGCAGGCCGGCGGUGACCUGGAGAGAGGACAGCCCUGGGUCAGAGAAGCCACGCCCUAAGGGGCAGGGACGGGGGGAUUCUGUGGGCACAGUGGGGAACCGUCCCCCACGGUGUGGGUGCUGGGAGCUGUCUGGGGGCAUCAGGGGCUCUUCCUCCAUUCAGCUGUGGAAUUCUGCCCUGUGGCUGUGCCCUGUCCCGCCUGGCUCUCCGGUGGGACAGCGCCACCUGCAGGCCGCAUGUGGACCCGCACCGGCCUCCCGCCUUGCCCCGCCCUCAGGGAGCCUUUUGCUCUGUUUCUGAUGAAUGCAGUUCCCAGUGCGCAUGCGUGAGAAUCCGCGUUUCCAGCCAAGAACACGGAGCUUGCGCCAAGUAACAGAAUAAACGAGCGAAAUCGGAUUUCAGGGUGGGCGAGGUCCAUCCCACACGGGACGCUCACAGCCUCUCAGGCCCCGAGGCCUUCCCUGGGCUUGGGACGCCUUGCGUGUGGGGGCUCAGAAGGGUCACAUGGGAACCGGUGCCCAGGAGUCUGACGGGCCGGUGUCUGGGCACUGCUUAGCGGCCGCUCUGAAACAAGCAUGCUUUCUGUGGGGGUGCCGCUAGCCGUCAUACGGCCACCCUCCAGGAGCCCCUGUGAGGUCUGUGAUGCGGGCUGGGAAGAGACGCCCCAGCUGCCUUCCGGGUGCCGGGGGCUCCUCCGUCACAGCCCCGCUGUGCACCUCGGGUUCCUGCUGCGUAGUGAUAUGCAGGGAAGCAGAACUCCAAACUCCAUGGAAGCCAAGCAGUUACUUAGGGCAAAGGGGGACUGGAGCAGCUUAGUCAGUGUGGGGCAUGUGAUUGGAGGGAUGACAAUGGAGCUAGAAGAGUUCAUGUGGGGCCGGCACUGUACACGCCACAUUAAAUCCCCAGCCUGCAGGGCCAACACCCCAUAAGGGCGUGGGUUUGAGUCCCAGCUGCUUCACUUCUGCUCUAGCUCCCUGCUAAUGCACCUGGGAAAGCAGCAGAAGGUGGUCCAAGUCCCUGGUCCCCUGCACCCACACGGGAGAUGGGGAAGACGAUCCUGCUCAUGGCAUAGACCUGGCUCAGGCCUUUGUGGCCAUUUGGGGAGUGAACCAGCAGAUGGAAGACUUUCUCUCUCUCUCUCUCUCUCUCUCUCUCUCUCUGUCUCUGUCUUGGUCUC